AUGAGCAACGCCGCCAUCGUACCAUGUUCCAGCCUUAAGAUGGCAGGUUUAAUAGUAGCCAUUGUCGAGAUGUUUCUUGUGGUUCUAUCUGUCUAUGGUCUGCUACGUAAUCUUCACCUGUUCGGAUCCAGUUAUCUAUUUUGGUUUAUUCUUGGAAUCUUUUCCGUUAUUGUAAUCAUCUUCGCUAUUGCACUUAUGCUUUAUGCAAUCAAAAAAGAGAAAGCACGUUGGCUCAUCCCUCAUUUGAGUGCGCAGGUUUUCCUCAUCCUGUUCCUCAUCAUCGUCGCUAUCGUUGUCGCCAUUCUACUGCUAUUUGGUGCAUAUCGUGGCAUUCGAAACCUACUGGGCGUCUACGACUACCAUAUGAGCGAUGACUCAACAUUCCUCCUCGGAAUCAUGAUUAUCGUCAUCUACCUUUUCGUGGCUAUUCUGGAAAUUUUCUUCUUGAUCAUCGUCUGGAAACUUUACAAGCAUCUACGGGAUUACAGCAGCAUUGACCAUUAUUAUGCUGACGACAAAAAUGUACAAUGGACAACUAUCGGUUUACCUCCAAAGGACAAUGCACAUGGAUCACCGACGAUGGGCGACGUAUAUCCAUAUGGACAACAACAGCAAGGGAACAUGUUGUAG
Molecule: messenger RNA, 630 nt
Organism: Necator americanus (New World hookworm)
Lineage: Eukaryota; Metazoa; Nematoda; Chromadorea; Rhabditida; Ancylostomatidae
Exons: 7
Coding region: 1-630 (209 amino acids)
Cellular component (GO): lysosomal membrane
Source: RefSeq, a predicted model, not a curated record